UUGGCCGAUUUUGAUGAAGGUAUUUAACGUGCCCGAUUCUCCCGUUAUGGUGGUGGCCAUAUUCUGUGGCGAAUCCAAACCACACUCCCUGGAGGAGUAUUUAAGGCGGUUUGUGGAGGAGAUGAACGAUCUGCAGACAAAUCAUUUGGCAAUUGGGCAGCAAUUAUAUUGGGUCUGUUUGCGAGCCAUCAUUGCCGAUGCACCAGCAAAAUCGUUUAUAAAAGGUGUGAAAGACCAUACUUCAUACAGCGCUUGUCACAAAUGCACGGUGGAAGGGCAAAUGUGUGGGCACCGGAUGUAUUUCCCAUACAUGUGAAUUGAAAAAAUGGGUUCGACAACCCUGAUGGUAUAAUGAACUAUAAAAGCGAGAGAAUUCGGGAGCAAGGGGCAGUCGAUGUUCAACCUUUGUAGAAAACACGUCAAUAAAGAGAAGUUUACAUUUGGUGUCAGAAUUGGGAUGAGCACGGAUAAGCACGGAUG
Anopheles arabiensis is the source of this 480-nucleotide messenger RNA. RefSeq lists its product as uncharacterized. The coding region runs from base 14 to 316 and encodes 100 amino acids. The record is from RefSeq and is a predicted model, not a curated record. The transcript is spliced from 2 exons. Lineage: Eukaryota; Metazoa; Arthropoda; Insecta; Diptera; Culicidae.